Messenger RNA from Stegodyphus dumicola, 5723 nucleotides. RefSeq names its product LIM/homeobox protein Lhx3-like. Gene Ontology annotation, biological process: regulation of transcription by RNA polymerase II; neuron differentiation. Gene Ontology annotation, cellular component: nucleus. The record is from RefSeq and is a predicted model, not a curated record. Lineage: Eukaryota; Metazoa; Arthropoda; Arachnida; Araneae; Eresidae. Gene Ontology annotation, molecular function: DNA-binding transcription factor activity, RNA polymerase II-specific; zinc ion binding; RNA polymerase II transcription regulatory region sequence-specific DNA binding.
CACAAUCGGCACAUCCGAUUUUCUUUUUCCACUGGCCGUUUUAUUGACCUCUCCAACUCGGAAAUGUCGCCUCUUGUUCUAUAAUUGAAUUUCGAAAGGGAAGAUCUAUCCUUCAAAAACAAACGUGGAGUUCCUUUUCAUUGUGGUAGACAAGUAGCUAUUUCUGAAACAUCGCUUUUUCUUCGAGUUUUCGCCUAAUGUUGUAAACUAUCAUUACUGAGAUAAUUCCUCAAAUAUGUGACAGAAUACUUCCGAAUGAAUCUCAAAUCAUGAAACUAAUGCAAGAAAAAUCUCUUUUUUUUUUUUUUUUUUUUUUAACGAACAGCAUUUUGAUUACUCAGGUCUUCAAUCUCAGUCUAUCAUUUCAAGGAAUUUCGUGUAAAAAAGAUUAACAGUUAUUUUCCCCUUUUCAGUCAACUGAGAUUACUUGAAGAUAUAUCAUGAAUGAACUAAUUUAUACCAUAGCAAGGAAUUUAACGAGAAGAAAAAUUUAUCCUUAAUUAAAGCAUCGAACUUGUUGUUUCACGUAUUCCUUACCGGCAAUCUUGGCAACUUAAAGCAACAGCUUUGACAUCUUCAAGCAACAACUUCAGUCAACAACUUUUACACAUUUUUAAUGCCCGAAGAUUUAGACAGCAUAAAUAUACAUAACAGCUACUUCAAAGAUAAUUUGAGCUUCUCAUUAGCUAGUUAAGGUUACCUUAUUUAGUAACUGAUGUAUUUGAAAGUACUAUUCCGCUGAAGUUACUGAUGAUGAAAAGAUGUUGAUGAGUACCAUGAAUGAUCCGAAGAAUAGUUUGAUUCUCCUUUCGUCAAGCUAACUUUCCAUUGUGUGUCAAAGAUUUAUUUUUUUUGGAUUCAGCAACUGUACAAGGCUCUGAUCUUCUCUGUUUCCUCAUUCUCAUUUUCUCUAGAAAACUUUCUUUGCCCAUUACAAAACUAAAACUUUAGAAGACUUGUAAAAAGACAUUGCAGUUACUGAAAUUUACAAAUUUUAGUCGUUUUUAAAAACUUGAAAGAAUUUAGAAAUUUUGAAGUAAGAAGAACGAGUUUGAAGCACUUUCUGAUUGUGUUGAUGCCUUAAUUUUUGAAUGAACUAUCCAUGGUGAUGACAGCAGGCGGCAGGCGAGGUCUUCGACCAGACCCACAUCGGUCACCACCGGCGGGUGCUCUGGCUGCAGGACCACAAGACAUUAAACCUUAUUGUCCACCUAUGUUAUAUCCAACUAUACCCAAGUGUGCCGGCUGCGAACAGCCCAUCUUGGACAGAUUCAUUUUGAAAGUUCUGGAGCGCUCGUGGCAUGGAAAGUGUCUGAAAUGUAUCGAUUGUCAAGCCCAGCUCUCGGACAAAUGCUUCGCCAGAAAUGGACAAGUCUUCUGCAAAGACGACUUUUUCAAAAGGUUUGGAACGAAGUGUGCAGGCUGCGAGCAGGGCAUCCCCCCAACUCAGGUAGUGCGAAGGGCGCAGGAUAAUGUGUACCAUUUACAUUGUUUCGCCUGUAUCCUGUGCAAAAGGCAACUUAACACGGGAGAUGAGUUCUACCUUAUGGAGGACAACAAACUCGUCUGCAAAGCAGACUACGAAGCAGCUAAAGCACGCGAGGGGACAACGAAGCGGCCGCGGACCACCAUCACCGCGAAACAGUUGGAGACACUGAAAACCGCCUACAACAAUAGUCCGAAACCAGCCCGACACGUCCGAGAGCAGCUCAGCCAGGAUACGGGGCUGGACAUGCGAGUCGUCCAGGUCUGGUUCCAGAACAGAAGAGCCAAAGAGAAACGCCUCAAGAAAGACGCAGGCAAGAGUCGCUGGGGAGAAUACUUCCGAAAUGGCCACCUCAAACAAGCCGUUGCGUCCGGUAGUGGACCCCCUACCUCACCGGACAGUAGCAUUGACAGGGGUGGUGACGACUCGUUAGAAAUUGAUCUACGGUCACACAAAGAUUACAGAGAUGACGACCUACGGGAGCCAUAUGGUACUCCAAUGGGUAAUUCUCAACUCGGCGAGACAGACUCUUCCAUGCGGCCCUCGCCGCCCCCUGCAAAUGGAAUCAACUAUCUAGGUUCCGGGGGUCACGGCUACCCUGGACCGGGGACGCCCCCUUACCUGGCGGGCAGUCACAGCCCUUACCCGCCAUCCUACUACGGAGAUGCCUAUCACCACCCUCAGAACGGCCAUCUAUCGGCGCUACCGCCGCCACGGCUUUUAGGGGUGCCCCAGCCCACGGACCUGAGCGGGGGCGCCCGGAACUUAGCUUUUCCCGAGUUUCCGCCGAGCCCCGCAUCAUGGCUCGACGAAGUGGAGGGGGGAGGAGUUCCGCCCUCCUCUGCCCAAUAUUGAGGAGAGUCAAGAGGGUUAAAUGAAAGCAAUGAUUGGCCUGCGAACCGGAUGUCUGGGAAGUUGCAGAGAGCGCGACCUUCCCGUCGUGGUUUCCUGUGCGGUCAGAUUAUUUGCAUGUAAACGUCAGAGGAGUCGCAAUUAACAGAUGAGACCAUGAUCUGUGGUUUGAAUUUGGUGUCUUUCAGCUGACAAUUAACGUCAAAGAUAAGAACAUUUAGUCUGAGCCGUGUAAUAGCUUUUAAAUUUGACUGAAGUGAUUAAAGUUAAUUUUUACGUCCACUAAAUAUAUUCAUUAGAACGCCAUGUUAAUUUUUCUGUUCGGUACAUUAUUGCGCACCUUUUAAUAUUACUCAUCUUGGCAUUUGUCAUCAAAUGCUAACUAAAAAGCUUUUUUUCUCUGUUAAUUUUUCCUUGUAUCAAGAACCAUACAAUAUACGAAAAGAACCAUUUCUUAUCUUAAAUGGCAUCGUGUUAUCAAAAAGUAACUUUCGUGCAUCCAAUAACGGUUCUGUUCAGUCGACACCGCGCAAAACACGCUAUUGAAAAUUAAGUUUUAUUUACAUAGCAUGUCUACAAAGAAGUUUAAAACUUAAUGUUGUAUUCAUAAGAAACUAAUGAUAAAUAAAAUAUUUUUAUGUUUAAUUGACAUAUUACUUGAACAUUGCAGAAUGAAAUUUGUAUCACAGAGUUAAACCGCAGAAAUGUGUUCUUUUUGAGCUUAGAGAAAGACUUUCCGUUUUAGUCAACAUUUCAUAAAACACAAAAGGAAGAAAUAGCUACCUCCUUUUGUAGUGAUUCUUACACUGAUUUCAGUGCUUGAUACAUUCUGCGAGACAUUUAACACUAUUUAUCAUCAGACUCCAAAAAUCUUUAUAGUUGCCAUAUUAUUUUAUUUAAAAAAUCAGGUACCUUGUUAACUACAGUAGGCGCCGUUUAAUGUGAUUACAUUCGUCCACGGCUGUUUUGAUAACAUUAAAUGAUGAAAAAAUAGAUAUGAAAUUUAAUUAAUUUAAUAUAAAUACAACUAAAAGCAUAUAAAUAGGCACUUUCACGGCAUUUUAAUCAGGAAAAUGAGAAAGCUUAUCAAUAAUAAACUUAUCAUAAAGUCUUUAACGCAAACUAAUUUUAAAAAGGUUGACCAAAAUCGAAACGAAGACAUUUUGCCACCUAAACCCUUUCUUGGGGAUAUUUUUCUGGAACUAUGUAAUUUUUAUAAUGCAUUUUAAACUUAUCUGGCGAGUUUUCUGUCUAUUUGGCUACUUUACUUCAGUUUAAAAAAUUUAUUCUUUAGUAUUUUGAUAACGUUAACAAAAUUAUUGAGCACAAUAAUCGAUAUAUUUUCCAUGUUUUCGCGUAGAAAAGGGUGGAACUUCGGCAAUUCGAUAACAUUAACCGGGAUCACAUUAAGUGGCGUCUACUGUAUAUAGUUUUAAUGAAAAUGCAACAUGAAAUCGUAUACUUUUUCUCUAGAUAUUCUAUAUAUGAUUUGCUAAAAACAUAAAGCUCAUUCUAACCUAAAAUUUUCGAAUUUUAUAAGGUUUCUUUUUCUCUUAUUAAAAACAUUAGUUUGGUAAUUCAAUUCCGUGACAUUAAAGGCUAAAGUUUUAUAAGAAAAACUCAGUUUAAAACUUUUAAGUUUAUUGAAAAUCUCAGUUAAAUUCUUUGAAAUAAAAAAAUACAAUUACCGCAUGCAUGAAAGUGAAGCUCAAUGUAUGGGAACUAAGAGGAAACCAUGACGGAAGGAGGCUAUACUGUACAAAUAAAUGAGAUAUUCUAACUGUGCUACCAAGGCUAGCAAAAAGAAGGAAAUUACAAAACGUGACUCACCACGCUUCUCCCAACAUUUCAACGUAGGGACCCAUAUUAAUCGAAAUAAGUUUUAAUGUGUAAAAAGAAAAUGAAGAUAAAUCACUUAUUCGUCGAAGGAAACAGGAAUAACAUUGUAUUUAUUUUGAUUUGUGUACAGACAAUGGAGGAGAGCUUCAUACUUCGUUGUGACCAGUGAAUGCAUAUUUUAUCUGUGGACAUAAUUUUCAUGUUUUGUUCGAUUAUGUGUAUGCCAAUCUUGCUGCAUCUUGCAAAGAGACAGCUUUCUCCGUUGAAACAUGUAUUCGAAAAGAAAUCUUCACGAAAUAAUAAUGUUAAUAUUUAAUGAAGAAUUAUAUUUAUAAGCGUGAAAUUUUAUUAGAAUUUUUGUACCCUAAUAUUAUUACCAUAUUUUAUUUUAAACAUGUUUUUACACACUUCAUAGUAAAUAUUACUUUUUGAGCUUCCUCCAGUGAUCUAGCAAUAUAUAUUUAAUUAUGUUCAACUACAACAUAAUCUAUGCAACAUUGGUAAGAAUCAGAGCCUUCAAUACUACUUAUUUCAAAAUUUAAGCGAGUGGUCUCAAAACUGCAUGAGGGCCGAUUCAUUAAUCUGAAAACAGCUGACGGAUCAAAUUUAAUUUUUUUAAUAAACUGAAAAAAUUAUUAAUAAUUUUUUUUUUUAAAUUUAACUUCGUUUAGGAAAUAUUUAUUGAAAUAAUGUUGUAGAAGAAAAAAAUUGAAAUUUAUAUUUUUCUUUUGGAAAUCUAUAGUUUGUUGACUAAAAGAUAUUUUUAUUGAUUACACUUUGCAGUGCAAGGAGAGCUAAAUAUUAAUUCUUAGACUGACAUUUAUUUCAAAUAUUUCUAAUAUGUUUAAAUAAUCAUUAAAUAAUUUACCUUAAUUUGAACUAAACAAAUUAUGAAAACUUUCUAAGUUUUCAGAGAAAAUUUGUCGCGUGGGACAAAACUUUGAGACGCUAUCUUAUUAUUAGAUUUUCCUUCAACGCAUAAAUAAAAAUAUAUAUGUCUGUAUGCAAAUAAUUAAACACCUUUAUAUCUUACCACACUUUGACCCUUGGUGGCAUUUCGAUUCUGAUAAUAUUCUUUGCCUUCGAGAGAAAUUAUUUGAAUUUAUCUUCAUCAACGGAUUGUAGAUGCUCGUCGGUCAAUCUGGUUCUUUUAAAAUUUCAACCGUGAAAAUAAAAUCCGUUCAAAUAUAAAUGUAUUCCCAAACAAAGGGAUUAUUCUUAGUGCAACAAUUCUGAGCUUAUUUACUUUUUGAAGACUAAACGUUAAUAAAAUCUACGUCUUCAUAUAUUUUAAUAAGAUUUAUAUCACAUUGUCUAGUGCGUUAUUCUAUGUGCUUUUAAUGGAAAUUAAAAUAACGUAAAUUCGGACUUCAAAUAACUAAAAUCUUGAAACCUUUAAAACACUGUAUUUACAAAAAGUACGUAAUUGAAAGGUCUUCGCCAGUCGUCAGCUAGAGACCACUGAUUUCAGACAUUUGAUUACGUCAUCAAUUCAUUUAAAACGUUUCAUUUAAAUACUACAACACAUCGGUUUAUAAAUAAAUAU